Messenger RNA from Dalotia coriaria, 1086 nucleotides. RefSeq lists its product as uncharacterized. NCBI's taxonomy places the organism in Eukaryota, Metazoa, Arthropoda, Insecta, Coleoptera, Staphylinidae. Bases 219 to 719 code for a protein of 166 amino acids. The transcript has 4 exons. The record is from RefSeq and is a predicted model, not a curated record.
CCUCGCCAAAUCGUUCGCGUCCACCAGCCGCAGUAAACUACUUCGCGCGCGCUCCGCCGCACCGAUUUGCACGCACCAAUUCUGCGAGGCGGCUUUUCGAAAUAAGGAUAUCAUUUGAUACAGCGCGGUGCGUUUGAGUGAAUUGCGUCAAACUUUUUACCAGUGCACCAAAUCAAUUCCGAAGCAAAACACUUCAAAAAACACCAGAAUCAGAAAAAAUGCCGGUGUUAAAAACGUUUUGCUGUUGUUCUUCACUGCGCACGGGCAGUAUUGUCGCUGGAAUAGCCGCGAUCAUACUCGCGAUUAUUGGUAUCAUCAUCAUCGCGACAGUUAACGUCGAUCUACGCACAAUCAUCAUCGACGAAUUACCAAAAUGGAUCGUAAAGAUCAUUGUGUUGAUCAAUUUUGCGAUGACGAUCUUAAUAUCAAUACUGUUGUUAAUCGGCAUAUUAAACCGAAAUAUGUGGCUCUUGUUACCAUUUGUCGUGUGUGGUCUUAUGCUGGCCAUAGGUCUCUUGGUAUCAGUUCUGUACACCUCGAUAAACUUCUUUAUUGAUGGUUUUGUUAUUCACGGCUGCAUAUUUUUGAUUCUUGGAUUGAUCACGUUCGUGAUUUACGUCUACAUGUGGCUAGUUACCUACAGUUUCUUCCAAAUCGUGAAAGAAGAAUACGACACACGCGCCGCGUACAAAAAAGCCCCCUACAGAAGGCAAUAUUAAAACUUCUAUCGAAGAUAAACAAAGUCUGAUUUAAUCUUAUUACCAAAAAAUAAUUGUAAUCAACUGCGACUAACAUCCAGUAAUGUAUCGAUUAUUUUCUAUCGAUUUAACGUAAUUUAUUGCAAAGUUGCCAUUGAUGUGCCAUCUACGAGUACUUAUAACACGUUUCUGUUGCUCUCUACUGAAGUCAUUUCUAUCACAUUGAAUCUUUCAGUUGUUCGAUGAGGUUUUACGUACGUGUGUGUUCAGAGCGCAUCGAAGUUGUGAAUGUGUGCAACUUACUUAUUUUUGUAAUUGACUAGUAUCUAUAAACCUACUUGUAUUUGUUACUAAUGUAUCAAUGUUGUUAAUAAAAACUCACAGACUA